Messenger RNA from Helobdella robusta, 828 nucleotides. RefSeq lists its product as hypothetical. The record is from RefSeq and is a predicted model, not a curated record. Lineage: Eukaryota; Metazoa; Annelida; Clitellata; Rhynchobdellida; Glossiphoniidae. The transcript is spliced from 4 exons. The coding region runs from base 1 to 828 and encodes 275 amino acids.
AUGUGGUACAAUACAAGUAAAGAAUGCGGUUUGGCCGCGGCCAGGGCAGCGGACGAGAAAAUGAAAAAAAUAUGGGAACGCCCUCCCCUCGAUGGAAUUCUUGCCAAUAUGUAUCGAGGAGGUGGAGCCACAGGGGGGGUGACCUACUGCCAAGGCUACACCGACAUCGACGGGAACUGGAACAACGGAUUCCCGUGCAAAAAGUGGGCUGGUGACGACGAGCAAUAUUGCUGUGGGGACGACCGGAAAAGGUUCUGCUGUCCGGAGAAAUCUCCCAAUAAAACAGGAAACACCUCAAACAAACCCAACAGCAGCAGCAACAACAACAGCAACAAGCCCAGUAUCAAUCAUCAACAACAACAGAUAUCGUUAGAUAAGCCCGGAGGCUCAAAGAAUAGGUCACCACCUUCAAACAGGUCACACGACCUUGACGAAGGUCAAAGUUCACAGUCAUUAUCGUCGUCGUUAUUUUCAGCCAGUAAUUCAUCAUCUUCGUCGUCACCAAUCACUGUACCCCGUGGUGGGGCCAUCAGCAGUGUUGAAAGUAAUGAGAAUGUCGAUACGUUUCCCAUGCUUCCAAUGGUACUGACGCUUUCGUUGACGGCUGCCAUCUUGCUGAUUGUGGCUGGAAUCAUCUGCUGCUUCUUUUGCAAAUGCUGCCUGGCCAUAAGUCAUGAUGAUGAUGAUGGUGCGAGUGAGGGUUGUGGUAGUAGCGAUGAUGGCGAUUGUUGUGGUGGUUGUGGCGGCGACGAUGAUGAUAACAGUUACUGUGUUUAUGAUGCUGAUCAACAAAACAACAACAACAACAACAAUGAUGCUGAUCAUUAA